GAUUGGCAGAGCCUUGCUGUUUCUUCUGGAUUGACCCGCUGUUGCUGAUUCAUGAAUGAUCCUUGCGAGUCCUGCUGUUGCUGAUUCGUGAAUGGUGUUUGCGAGUGGGUCCAGCUGCCGCUGCUUCACGUGAACUGAACUGCUGUUAUCCUGGCAACGCAGAUUGGAUUUGCUCCAAAGAAAUUUCUAAACAGUUGGAAGAGCAGGGUGAUUCGAAUAAUUGGCACAGAGGUUUCAUUUGUGGCCCUUGGAGAAAUUCUGAGCAAGUCAUUCAACGGCAUCCACGGCAUCCACGAGGACAGGGUUAGUUCAGCUUCUGGCUCCGCUUGAGACAGGCAGAGCCCUCUUGGAGCCAACCUGAAGCCGCAGGAGGAGGUGCUGUGGAAGUGAUGGCAGCAUCCAAGUUCUGGACCAAGCCUCUGGGUAAGCAGGUCUGACUACCCCUGUGGCUCAGAGAUCCUGUGAUAGCCACCAUGAUGGAUGAUGACACUGAGUUGAGGACUGAUGGAAACUCUCUCUUAAAAGCUGUGUGGCUAGGGAGGCUUCGGUUGACCAGACUCCUCUUAGAAGGAGGAGCUUACAUCAAUGAAAGCAAUGACAAAGGAGAAACAGCUCUCAUGGUGGCAUGCAUUACCAAACACGUGGACCAGCAAAGCAUUAGCAAGUCUAAGAUGGUGAAAUAUCUGUUGGACAACAGGGCAGACCCCAAUAUCCAGGAUAAGUCUGGUAAGACUGCGCUCAUCCAUGCUUGCAUCAGAAGGGCUGGGGGAGAAGUGGUGUCCUUACUGCUGGAGAAUGGAGCAGACCCCAGUCUUGAGGAUCGAACCGGGGCCUCGGCUCUGGUUUAUGCAAUAAACGCAGAUGACAAGGAUGCACUGAAGCAUCUCCUUGAUGCCUGCAAAGCCAAAGGUAAGGAAGUAAUUAUUAUAACAACAGACAAAUCAUCGUCAGGUACCAAAACCACCAAGCAGUAUCUCAAUGUCCCUCCAUCACCAAAGGUGGAAGAUAGACAGUCGCCACCACUGUGUGCAACUCCUUCUGACGUUGAACUAAAGGCUUCUGGCCUGAGUUCUCCACCCAGUGAGAAGGAUGAUGACUUCUUCAUCCUACAGACAGGACACCAAAGUGGCUGUAGUACUUCUAAGGUCCUUAACGAGCCUGGAUCACCCACCAGGAAAGUGUCUAGCCUCAAAAGGGCCCGUCUGCCUCAACUGAAGCGACUCCAGUCUGAACCCUGGGGCUUGAUUGCGCCCUCUGUGCUGGCUGCUGCUGCACGCCAGGAUGAAACCCAUGGCACAAGCACAGACAAUGAGGUCAUCAGGAGUAUCAAUGACCUGUCCUUCCCCAAAAGGGGACCCCUCUCCAGAGCCAACAGCAUUGACAGUAAAGACCCUACUAUGUUCCCCACAGUCCAGGAACAAGUUCUGAAGGUUUCAUCUUCAACACCAGCUUCCUGGAAAGCAGCUUAUGAGAAAGGCCAGGCUCCCCACCCACGCCUGACCAGGAGAGGAACGCUUCCUGUUGACCAAGAGAAGGGUGGGAUGUGUCCACCAGGACCCUCAACUCUGAAAGAUACAGCAUCUCUCAAGCUGUUGGAAAAUGACCUCUAUGACUUAGACAUACAGCCAGGGGGUGACCCACCCAACUCUAUGUCCCUUGAGUCAGGCAAAGGACCUUUAGAUAGAAAGAAGCUCAACAGCUCCCACUUGUCCCUUUUCCAUGGCUCCCGAGAGUCCCUGGAUGCUGUACCAAGCACAUCUCCCAGUUCAGUUCGACGCAGGCCACCUCAUCUUCUAGAAAGAAGAGGUUCUGGAACUCUCUUACUAGACCGCAUUGCUCACACGAGGCCUGGCUUUCUGCCCCCUUUAAAUGUGAAUUUGAACCCACCUAUCCCAGAUAUUAGAGCCAGCAACAAACCAGCUUCCCCACUUGCUAGUGGCUUAAAAUCUAUGGUUCCUGUUGCUCCAAAUUCACCAAAGAGAGUUGACUUGAGAAGUAAAAAGAAACUCCUUCGAAGGCAUUCUAUGCAGAUUGAGCAGAUGAAGCAGCUGUCCGACUUUGAAGAAAUCAUGGCCUAGAACUCUUUAAAAACAGCUCCCUGGAGCUUAAUGUAUAGAAUAAGGAAGAAACCUAAUCUAGAGCAACACAUUCCCAUAGUCCCCCUUCACCCCAAUCAUGAUGUGUGGCAACAUCAGAAAACAUGGUGACUGGGUGUAAGCUCACUUCUGAGUCAAACCCAACGGUCAUUUCAGAGUGUCGUUUCUGAGAUGACCCCUGGGUGUGGCUGCUGUUGCUCUUGUUGUGCAUAUUAAAAAGAGCUCAGGUUAACUGGGUUUUGGAGAUGAAGUUACAGGAAUAAAAUAUAUUCCCCAAAGGAAAUACACAUGCGUAGUUGGAAAGUAACCAUGCAAUUUUAAUGGUUAGUAUUUUCUGUCAGAAAAGCAGAGAACAUAGAUUUAAAACAUGAGGUUGUAUUUGGAAUAUUCCAUUUGUAGUCUAUAAAGUGCCUAAAAAGAAAAGGAAGUUUUUAUAUUUUCUGGAAUGUGGAAAAAUUCAAAACACCCCAAACUACUAUAUCUAAACACCUGGGUUCUUUAUGAUGAAGGAGAAGCAAAAUGUUCCCUUGUAGAAGAGGUUUUAGCAUGUAAGUCCCACCUCUCUCUGCGCUGUGAGCAUUGCCAAGAAAUAGGGACCAUUCAGAUUCCUUACUAAUGUGUUUUAUUCAUAUACUAAUCUGGAUGUGCCAUGUCCAGAUACCCAAAUACCACAUUUAUGGUAUUAUGGCUCUCCUCUGAUGUGCCACAGCAGUUGGUAACUCAGAGAUGAGCCUUCUUUGAGAAAUAAAGCCAGAGACAUCAGAAAGACUCCAUGAUAAAACUGUGUAGAGCACCCCCUUAGGAAAAACCACCCAUAAUUAAGUUGAACUCAGACAUGAUAUAAUUGACCCAAUCAACCUUUACAAAUAUCUCCUGAUUAUAUGGAAAACAGUUUGGGGAGAUUUAUGGAAAGCAUAAUGAUAAACAACCAUGAAAUGUGUGCAGAUUAAGCACUGCAGGGCGUGGUUCUCCAGCUGGAUGCAGCACGAACUAGUUCUAUUUUUUAAGCCUAAACAUUUAACGGAGGGGGUGCAAACCAUCAUUCGUCUUCAAUGAUCUGAGUCAUUUUAGAGCAAGCUGGUUUCUUUACCUGCAUCGUCUAGGUGAUGGAGGACUUAUAUAAAGAAAGGACCUCUAUAGUUCUUUCAAGGCAUGAGCAAAACCCACAGAAGAGGAGGUCUUAGCACAUUUGGCGCAAUGGAGACACACUCUUAAGUGAGAAGAUUCCUGACCUUCCCCCAUUUAUUUUUCCUCCCAUGCUGUGACGGUGCAUUUUUUCGGUGGUUAAGAAGCUGAGGUGUUUCCGCAGAUAGCAUCAUGCAGAGAAAGAAUCAGGCUUUGGGUCUCAUUUUCUAGUAUUUGAUUGUAGGGAAGUAGCAAUAUUACCUCAAGUUUCCAUUUCAUCAGCUGUGAAAGGAGAUUCACAACGUCCAUGAAGUUGUGCUUAGGAUUAAAUAAUGAAGCAUACAGAAGUGUCAGAUUAUGUGUCUGGCAUGGGUACAAAUCAUUAGAUAAUAAGUAGCUACUCUUUAAGGUAUUUCUUGAGAUCCUGGUAAUCUCAAAAAUCUGCAGCAGUAACUGACACCCAAUACAAAACACUCAAGCUUAGAUAAAAGAUUCCAGUGUCUCCAUGAGACCCUCAGUGAUUCUAUAAAUAUCAAUUCCUAAAAACCCAUUUAUCACAUAAAACAAUUGCCACAAAAACUCUGGUUUUAUCUCUUGCAUAUCUCUAUAAGAUAAUAUGAUGGAAAUUUAUCUACACAUUUCAAAAUAUUGUUAGUAAUAUUUAUAAACAAAAUGAAAUGCUUAUUUUUUAAAAUGAAUUUCUUUAAGAUGACUGCCUACUGGAUAUUAGAGCUUUUGGCUCACUGGGCUGGUCACUGUUUGGGGUGUAUGCCCUAGGCAUUGUGGAAUGAAUAACAGUAUCCUGACACUGCUUAAUGCAUGACAGUCUGACACACACACCCAAUGAUGACAACCAGAAAAACUCUAGAUGUGUCCAGAUGUCUUCUGGCUGAUGCCCACCACUGUUCUUAAUAAAUACAGUAUAUAAUAGAAAUAUGCCAUGCCAUUUGAGAAUAACAAAGCAAAUUGGUUCAGAAUUCUUAGCAAUGCACACCAACAGGAGUAUUAGAGGUUUUGUACUUUGCAGGAAAGGAAUCGUAUUAGAAGCAAGGUAUACUAAGUGGAGAAGGUCAGGGGCUGCAUGAACUUGGUUUAGUGUGAAAACCCUUUAAGUUUUCCAGAACCGUAUAGUAGUUCUCACCAAGUAGACAUGAUAACAGGCAAAUAACAGCUCUGAAUUCAUUAAAGAGAAAAAUCCUAGAAAUAACCACUGGUUUCAUCACACACACACACACACACACACACACACACACACACACACACACACACACCACAGCACAUUUCAAGUACACUUUAAGCUAUUAUUC
Molecule: messenger RNA, 4528 nt
Organism: Rattus rattus (black rat)
Lineage: Eukaryota; Metazoa; Chordata; Mammalia; Rodentia; Muridae
Gene: Ankrd34c
Product: ankyrin repeat domain 34C
Exons: 3
Coding region: 474-2078 (534 amino acids)
Molecular function (GO): protein binding
Source: RefSeq, a predicted model, not a curated record